Messenger RNA from Dendrobium catenatum, 1464 nucleotides. Its product is annotated as sugar transport protein MST6-like. The record is from RefSeq and is a predicted model, not a curated record. The coding region runs from base 19 to 1458 and encodes 479 amino acids. Gene Ontology annotation, molecular function: monosaccharide transmembrane transporter activity. Lineage: Eukaryota; Viridiplantae; Streptophyta; Magnoliopsida; Asparagales; Orchidaceae. The transcript is spliced from 2 exons. Gene Ontology annotation, cellular component: membrane. Gene Ontology annotation, biological process: monosaccharide transmembrane transport.
GAAGGUGGAGUGACAUCAAUGGAUUCAUUUCUGCGUAAAUUCUUCCCGUCGGUGUACCGUAAGGAGAAAGAGGACACAAGCACGAAUCAGUACUGUAAGUUCGAUUCCCAAUUGUUAACGACGUUCACAUCGUCCCUGUAUCUCGCGGCGCUUAUCGCCUCCUUCUUUGCAUCGUCUGUGACGCGGACCUUCGGCCGGAAGUGGUCGAUGUUCGGCGGAGGGAUUACCUUCCUCGUCGGAGCAGCGCUUAAUGGCGCGGCUAAGGAUGUUGCCAUGCUUAUCAUCGGCCGCAUCCUUCUCGGCGUCGGUGUUGGCUUCGCCAAUCAGUCGGUCCCUCUCUACCUAUCAGAAAUGGCGCCAGCCGAACUCCGAGGCAUGCUCAACAUCGGCUUCCAGCUCAUGAUCACAAUUGGCAUUCUCGCCGCAAGCCUCAUCAACUACGGCACCGCCAAGAUCAAAGGGGGCUGGGGCUGGCGCGUCAGCCUCGCCCUAGCCGCCGUACCCGCCGCCAUCAUCACCCUCGGCUCCCUCUUCCUCCCCGACACCCCCAACUCCCUCAUCCAACGCGGCCACCAAGAGCAAGCCCUCACCAUGCUCCGCAAAAUUCGUGGCACCGAUGACAUCCACCUAGAAUAUGCCGAUCUCCAAGCUGCCAGCAAGGAAUCCAAAACCAUCCAACACCCAUGGCGAACCAUCAUCCAUCGCCGAUACCGCCCCCAGCUCACAAUGGCCAUCUUAAUCCCCUUCUUCCAGCAACUCACCGGCAUCAAUGUCAUCAUGUUCUACGCCCCUGUUCUAUUCAAAACCAUCGGUUUCGGCAGCAACGCCUCCCUCAUGUCCGCCGUCAUCACCGGCCUCGUCAACGUGUUCGCCACAUUCGUCUCUAUCUUCACCGUCGAUCGCCUCGGCCGCCGUAAGCUUUUCCUGCAGGGCGGCAUACAGAUGUUCGCUUGCCAGAUAAUUGUCGGCACCCUCAUCGCCGCCAAGUUUGGGACUUCCGGCGAAGGUCACUUGUCCAAGAGCUACUCUUCUGGGGUGGUGGCUUUCAUCUGCAUCUACGUGGCUGGGUUCGCGUGGUCCUGGGGGCCGCUGGGGUGGUUGGUGCCGUCGGAGAUUUUUCCGUUGGAGAUACGAUCUGCAGGGCAGAGUAUUACGGUUUCUGUGAACAUGCUUUUUACCUUCGUUAUUGCGCAGGCGUUUUUGUCUCUUCUUUGUAGGUUUAAGUUUGGGCUGUUCUACUUUUUCGGAGGUUGGGUGCUGAUCAUGACUGUCUUUAUUGCCAUCUUUCUGCCGGAGACGAAGGGGGUUCCCAUUGAGGAGAUGGUACUCGUCUGGAAGGCGCACUGGUUCUGGGGCCGUUUCAUUGCGGAUGAACACGUUCAUGCCGGCGGCGCCGUGGUUGAGAUGGCCGACGGUAAACAUGGCGGCGGGACGAAGGCUACAGCCACUACUGUGUAAUUGCAU